AUGUCUCAGUUCCAGUGUCCGGCUGGUCCCAUGCCUGCCACCCCUGCUCCACUGCAGCUGGGGCAGCCUCAGCCAGGCUUUAGCAUCCCCUGCGCUGCAAGCACGUUGGCAUCUGAGAGCGCCAGUCAGCCUGUCAGGAGCUCCGCUCUCCCUGCCGGCUCAGCCACUCCCUACUCUACAGUCAAUGUAUCUAACAUGGCAAACCCUAAAGAGAAGACUCCAAUGUGUUUGGUGAAUGAGUUAGCCCGUUUCAACAAGCUCCAACCUGAGUAUAAGCUACUGAGUGAACAAGGACCAGCUCACUGCAAAAUUUUCUCAGUACGGCUCACGCUGGGAGAUCAGCACUGGGAUGCCGAGGGGACCAGCAUCAAAAAGGCCCAGCAUUCCGCUGCCACAUCUGCCUUGGCUGAGACUGUACUUCCCAAGCCCACCAUCAGGACACCACGUAACACAGGCAAGAAGCCAGACGGUAUGAUUCAAAUAAUGGAGUUAAAUGCAUUAUGCGCAAAACUUAAUAAAAAGCCCAUAUACAAACCCUUCGACCAAUACCCAAUGAGACCACCAAACAUGAAUUACGGUGUCCGUAUCCCGGGGCCCUAUCAGCGCUCUAUGCACCAUUACUACUACCCGUUUUCCGCCAUGGGACCAAUGUUAUACCACAUGGAACUAUCUAUCGGAGGUCAGCGCUUUGUAGGCAGAGGGCGUACGCGACAGCUUGCCAAACAGGAUGCUGCUGUGAAGGCUUUAAGAGUCCUACAGAAAGAGCCCAUAUUGCAGCAGAUGCCAGAGGUGAAAGAAGAGCCUGAGGAAGAGAACCUCAACAAAUCAGAAAUCAGUCAAGUUUUUGAGAUGGCAUUGAAGCGCAACCUACCUGUAAAUUUUGAGGUGUUAAAAGAAGAAGGCCCACCACACAUCAAGAGCUUUGUGGUGCGUGUUGUAGUGGGAGAGUUUACUGGAGAGGGAGAGGGUAAGAGUAAAAAGAUUGCCAAGAAGUUGGCAGCUGCUGCUGUGCUCGGUCAUUUGAAGAGUUUACCUCACAUACCCAGCGUGGAGAAGACGCUGCCACGUAUCAAGAAGAAAACCAAAUCCAUCAUCAAGCUGCAGACCAGCCCAGAAUACGGCCAGGGAAUGAAUCCCAUCAGCCGUCUGGCCCAGAUUCAGCAGGCCAAGAAGGAGAAGGAACCAGAAUAUACCUUGGUGAUGGAGAGAGGGCUGCCGAGGCGUCGUGAGUUCGUCAUGCAGGUCAGCGUCUGCGGACAGUCUGCCGAGGGUAUGGGGCCCAGUAAAAAGGUGGCCAAGAAGAAUGCAGCGGAAAAAUUAUUGGAAAUACUGGGAUAUAAAGUGCCUCAGCCUCAGCCCCCAAAACCGGCACUUAAAACUGAAGAGAGGGCCCCAGUAAAAAAACCUGGUGAUGGGCGUAAAGUGACAUUCUUUGAGCCCGGUUCAGGGGAGGAGGUACCACUCGGUUCCAAGGACGAAGAGUUCCGCCUGCCUUACUUGAGCCACCAGCAGCUGCCUGCAGGCAUCCUGCCUAUGGUGCCUGAGGUGGCUCAAGCGGUCGGGGCCUGCCAAGGACCACAGGCCAAGGACUACGGCCGAGCAACACCAAACCCAGGCAAGGCCAACGUCACUGCCAUAAUUGCCAACGAGCUAUUGUACGCCGGCACGUCCCAGACGGCUGAGGCUAUCCUUAAGAACAAAAAUAUCCUGAACCAGACGCCCCACGGGCCCCUCACCAGGUCCUCGGAGCAACUCGCUUACCUUGCAUCUGUGCAGGGUCUGCAGGUGGAAUACAAAGAUUUCCCUAAAAAUAAUAAGAAUGAGUUUGUAUCAUUGAUUAACUGCUCUUCUCAGCCACCACUCAUCAGCCAUGGAAUGGGAAAAGACAUAGAAUCCUGUCAUGAUAAGGCUGCACUUAAUAUAUUAAAACUGCUGUCUGAGUACGACCAGUUGUCAAAUGAGCGAACAGGAAAUGGAGCAGCUUCUGGGUGUGGCAAACAGGAUGUUGAGGGCGAGAAGCACCCCAAACCGGGUAAUUCAAGCACAAUGGCUUCGCCCCUGGACGGUGGCAUUUAG
Molecule: messenger RNA, 2076 nt
Organism: Nerophis lumbriciformis (worm pipefish)
Lineage: Eukaryota; Metazoa; Chordata; Actinopteri; Syngnathiformes; Syngnathidae
Source: RefSeq, a predicted model, not a curated record